AUGCCCGACUUCCCAACAUCUCCGGGCCACGACAACGGCUGUUCUCAGCCUUCCUCCUGUUCCAGCUCCUCGACAGCCCUGCGCGCCUGUGCCACCGAAGACUGUGCGCUUCGCACCUGUAGCUGCUCCAGUCUCCACGCCAGCGGCACCAGCGACGCUUCCAGCCGGCCCGGUCUCCAUGCGCACUGCACCAGCGACUGGAGCGAUCUCCGCACCUGCGGCACCUCCCGCCGAACCAGUCUCUGUGCGCAUCACUCCAGCGGUUGCUCCAGACUCCACGCCAGCUGCACCAGCGGCUACUCCAGUCUCCAUGCCAGCGGCACCAGCGACGCUUCCAGCCGGCCCGGUCUCCAUGCGCACUGCACCAGCGACUGGAGCGAUCUCCGCACCUGCGGCACCUCCCGCCGAACCAGUCUCUGUGCGCAUCACUCCAGCGGUUGCUCCAGCCUCCACGCCAGCUGCACCAGCGGCUACUCCAGUCUCCAUGCCAGCGGCACCAGUGAUGCUUCCAGCCGGCCCGGUCUCCAUGUGCACUGCACCAGCGACUGGAGCGAUCUCCGCACCUGCGGCACCUCCCGCCGAACCAGUCUCUGUGCGCAUCACUCCAGCGGUUGCUCCAGACUCCACGCCAGCUGCACCAACGGCUGCUCCAGACUCCACGCCCACGGCUGCAUUGGACUUUGCGCACACCGCGCCAGCACCUGUUCCAGCGCACGCCGCACCACAACCAGUCUCAAGGCCAGACGGUGCGUCGUUCGCACGCAUGCCGUCGGAACCUUCCCCUCCUGCGCCUCCUCAUCCUGCUCCAGCUUCCCUGCCAGCACAGAAGAUGACGAUCGAGGACGCAAACCUGGAGAUGGUCAGUGA
This is a messenger RNA of Thalassophryne amazonica, 867 nucleotides long. RefSeq names its product keratin-associated protein 5-1-like. Lineage: Eukaryota; Metazoa; Chordata; Actinopteri; Batrachoidiformes; Batrachoididae. Bases 1 to 867 code for a protein of 288 amino acids. The transcript has a single exon. The record is from RefSeq and is a predicted model, not a curated record.